ACAAGAGUAAAAAUGGAGUUUUAGCUUUGAUGCAGCACAUUAGAGAAAAGAGAUUUAUGGAGUUAGUAUUAUUAAAUGAGAGUGCUCUAGUUUGCCAAAGCCAUCUAUUUCUUUCCUCUCCUUAAAAAAUAAAAAUAAAAAUUACACUGUCCAUUUGAGAGUUUCGCUAAAACACACAUCCCAGUUGAUUCAUUUCGCUAACAUUUGCAUGAUAUGAAUUGCAACUUUGAGAAGUUUGGGUCCAGUCUUGCGCUUCCACACGCCGACCCACGGAAAAUUUCCGGUGAAGGGGACAGUACUGGUGAAGCGACUCCCGGUCUCGGGUCGAGAAAGUGCUGGCAGAAAGAAACUCUCAAAGUGCAUAAAUUUAAAACCCUAAACCCACAUCACACCUCACGCAUUUUCCCGAAACGCAAUAGUUCUACGUUGAUUUGCCAAAUUGUCAGAGCUAUAGCCAUGGCAGACAUGGACUUGGAUGAUCUUGACGAUGGCCCAAGCAAGGCCCCGAGCAGACUAUCUCGGUUUGCGCCCAAAGGCUCCAAGUUCAAACCCAAACCCAAAACCGAACCAUCUCAAUCACUGCCUGCACCCAAGGAAGAGGAACUUGUUGUUAAGCCCGAAACCAAGCCCGACCACACAAAUGAUGUAGUUGAGAUGGAUUUUGAUGUGAAGCCAGCCGUGAAGGACAAAGAGGAAGGCGAUUCAAUGGAAACUCGAGCAGCGGAAGCUGAAAAUGGGGCUGAAGAUGAAGUAGUUCGAGAAAUCGACGUUUAUUUUGCUCCUUCUGUUGACUCCAAAACUCGGUAUCCACUGAGGCCGAUAUGGAGGCCAUAUGAAUUGGAUGAUAGGUGCGAAGAGGUGAGAGUGAAGCCAGGAAGUACAGAAGUGGAGAUUGAUUUGUCUGUUGAUGUCAACUCCAAGAAUUAUGACUCAGAGGCUGAUCCCAGAGUGCAGAUGACAAAGCAGAAACCUGAGAUCGAAAUCGAUUGCAUGCAGUGCUUAGGCCAUAUUCUAAGUUCUUCAGAACCACUUGAAUAUGCUGACCUCACUGUCGUCAUUGUUAUUGCCUUUUUACACUUGAGUCCUGUUCAUGCAGUUGUGCAACUCCGGCCAUCUAUGCAACAUCUUGGUUCUAGGGAAUCUGGAAGGACUGUUGAACCCAGUUUUUCUGAUGAUAAAGUGAAGUUAGAAGAGCCUGAGGCAGGAAAGACUUCUUCAUCAAAGAAACAGAGCCAAACUUCGGAGCAGAGUCAGCUGGCUGGUAGCAAGGAAGAGAGCUGGGUUCCUCUCAAAUACCAUAGUGCAAGUAGUGAGAUGGCUUUAAAGUACCUACAAAGAAUGAUGUCACAGGAAGAAGGCUCACAGAUUGAAUUUUCCAUGAGCUCGUAUGACUAUCUGAAUAGCUUGUGUCCUGGCACUUCUAGUGACAGUUUCAGUUCCAAAGGGCCUCCAAUAAGGUUCUUGCUGACUUUACCACUAAAAGAACGGUUUAGAACAUGGUUCCUUGAGGGUCCUCCAUUUCACAGAUUCAGUGCUCUGAAACACUUGGCCCCUGACAAUUCGGUUGAAGAAGUUUUGGAGAUUUUGCAGGAAUAUGCUCGAUUAGUUCAAGGUCUUUGGGUUCCAAAAAGUCAUUUGGUGUAUGGAACAGAUUCAGGCCCUGAAGUUAUAGCAAGGGAUUUUGUUCUUCGUAAAUUUAGCAAGAAUGUCACUAUGAAAAAGAAAGAAAUACCUCGCCAAGUUCAAAUAGCAAACCAUGCGAGAGAGAUCCUAAAGUCAUUGGCCGUAGAGAGGGAAGACUUUUUUAAUGAUUGGAAACUUAAAGAGCUCCCAGAUUUGAGUUUCAUAAAAUCUUAUCCCUCCAUUGUGGAGAAACAAGAGAGAGAGUGGGAACGCGUGGAAGAAAAACUUAGUCGUGUUCUUCCUGAUACAAAACCUGCGCCUACUAAGAAGUUAAAUACCACCAGCAAUCCAUCAACAUCAAAAAAUUCUGGUAAAGUAGUUUCUAGGGCUCCAAAGGGAGGAGCUGUCAUGCCUGAAGAAGUUCGGGAUGCUGUAACUAAAGCACUUCAGAAACUUUUCAAAACAGUCAAGAUUUGCAGUUAUCAACAAAUUAGCCAGCUGUUAAGGGAUAUGGCAGUUUCUGAGUCCGCACGUUCAACGGGAUUUGCCAGAGAGGCAGUAACUGCAGCAAACAGUAUUGAUGCUUAUCCAGAUGAGCUUCAAGCUAUAAUCAAUCAAAUAGCUGUUAAUAUUCAUGGCAUUUGUGUUCCAAAAUCUUCCCCGGAUUGCCCACAAUAUGAUUCAUUUCGGAAAGUAGUUAUUGAUCUUUUUAUUGCUCAAGGACCAAAUGCUAGACUCAGAAAGGCUUCCAUAACUGAGGCUGCUAGGAUGGAACUUAAAAGGGAACCAUCUACAAUUGAGUAUGAUAAGGUUGUGAAGGAACUGUGUUUGUCUCAAGGCUCUGGAUGGACUUUGAAAACUGGUGGUGCAAAUACAAAGCAUUAGAGUUCAAGCCAUCAAACUAGUAAACCAGUAGAUGAGGUACUUAUGGACUUACUAAUUAGUCUUUCAUUUUUAGGUAUCUGUAAAAGUUCUUUAAGUGGACUUACUAAUUAGCAUUAAUGCAUCAAAUUGAGAUGAGCUUUUUUGCUCUGACAGAUCAUAUUUGCUAUGUAACGUGUGAACCUUAAUUGCGAUUUACGUGUUGAGGAUCAGAUAACGAUUAAGUUAAUGACCAUACACAUCAAAUCAGCACGAUACGAGUUUUUUCAUGUUUACCAGAUUGUUCUCAUGUGUAUCAUGGGCGUAGACUGUUUUGUCAUUCCAAAACUAAAGCACAGUAUACAGUGAACAAUCUUCAUCGUACAUGAAGAUAUAAAAGAA
Molecule: messenger RNA, 2886 nt
Organism: Striga asiatica
Lineage: Eukaryota; Viridiplantae; Streptophyta; Magnoliopsida; Lamiales; Orobanchaceae
Source: the annotation of a GenBank genome assembly